Molecule: messenger RNA, 2423 nt
Organism: Bradysia coprophila
Lineage: Eukaryota; Metazoa; Arthropoda; Insecta; Diptera; Sciaridae
Product: beta-alanine transporter
Biological process (GO): transmembrane transport
Cellular component (GO): membrane
Molecular function (GO): transmembrane transporter activity
Source: RefSeq, a predicted model, not a curated record
CUUCACAGGAGCUAAAUGUGAUUUAGUAGUGAUUUUAAUUUACCAUUCUUUAAGUGUAAAUUCAGCCAAGUGGAUCAGUGUUUUGAACUAAAUAAAACAAAAUUGUGCAAGUUUUUCAAUUUUACAAUGGAACCUGUUCUGGUAUAUUCAUUAAUACUCAGAUGAUAUUCAAUAACAACGCUGUGUCUUCUUCUUAUAUCAUAUUAACAAGAAAUUAUCAACUGUAAAACAAUAGAAAUCUAAAUCUUAAAAGAUAUCAUAUUACGAAACACACAAAGGAAAAAGUAUUUUGUUGGCUAAAUAUAGAUAUAUCAUAUCUGUUGUCGCUAAGUCAUGACAAGCAGAAAGUUCAACAUUUAACAUUUAAAAGUUCUAUGCCCUAAAUGUACGUUAUAUAUAUUUCCGUACAAGUGAAUGCAAGCAACAACGCCAGCAACGACAACAACAUCAUCACAAAAAAUAAAGAGAAAAGAAGUUAAGAACAUCACAAUCGUAAAAAGAUAUAAUUAAUUAAUCACAAUGGCUGAGUCGGCACAAGAUGCAGUUUUUGAUAAAAUUCUGGCACUCGUUGGAGAUGAUGGAAAAUUUCAGAAAAGAUUUAAUUACAUAUUUAAUGUUGCCUUAUCAAUGUUCUCAUCCAUGGUUUAUAUGAAUAUAAUAUUAGCAUUAAGCGUACCGACCCACUGGUGUCACGUACCCGGAAGAGAAAAUACGAAUUCAACUUUAGACGAAUGGCGUACACUUACUUUACCCAGAAAAUUAGACAGCAGUGGCAUUAGCAGUUUCAGUUCAUGCCAAAUGUACAACGUUAGCUUUCCAACAGACGACCAUCAAUGGGAUUAUGAGAAUUGGAAUUUUAGUGACCAUAAUGUUGUUGAAUGCGUUCAUGGAUACGAGUACGACAAGACGUGGUACGAAAACACCGUUGUUUCUCAAGAGAAUUGGGUUUGCGAAAAGGUCCUUUAUCAAACAAAUACUUACGUGUUCAUACGAAUCGGUGAAGUGAUUGGGACUUUCUUUUUCGGUCAAUUGGGCGAUACCUUUGGUAGGCGAAUCAUUUACUAUAUGUCGAUACUGGUAAUGUUGGGUGGACGAAUGGUUACAAUAUUCACGAGUUCAUGGUAUACGGCAUUUACGAUAGCUGUAAUUGUCGCGAGUUUGGCAUCGAAUUCAAUUUUUCAGUGUCCGCUCAUUAUAUCUAUGGAAAUAUCAAAACCAGAAAAGAGAGCUCAAAUUGCAAUGAUUCAAGCCCUCGGUUGGGCACUUGGUAUGUGUUUAAUGCCAUUAAUAUUUUGGGUUGUCAAAGAUUGGCAGAUAUUCCUAGUAACUACUACAGCACCAAUUGUAUUGUUCUUAUUUUUCCCCAAAUACAUGAUCGAAUCGCCUAGAUGGCUAGCAACAGUUGGAAAAUUUAAGCAAAGUGCUGAUACCCUAAAGCGUAUAGCUAAAAUAAAUGGGAAAAGCUUUGAAAUAACCGAAAAAUAUCUGAAAACAAUGCUACCGGAUCAGCAAACUACAAAAACAUAUGGGAUAAUUUCGCUGUUCAGUGGUCUACGGAUUGCUGUCAAUACAACUCUAUUAGUAUUGUGUUGGUGCGUUUGCAACAUAACUUACUUCCUGUUGGUAAUACUCAUCACUCAAUUACCCGGAAAUCCGUUUUUGAAUUUUUUCUGGCAGGGCGUUGUCGAAUUACCGUCGUACGUAAUUGGACAAUACUUGUGUAAUCGCAUUGGUAGACGCUUGACAAACUGCAUAAUGUAUAUAUCAGCAGCCGUAUUUUGUAUAUGCGCCUGUUUCGUUGUUCGAUAUACCGAGUAUAACAUUUAUACGAUUUGUUUGACCGUUCUGGCAAAGUUUUGUGUGAAUAUCACAUUCUUUGCUAUUAAUCUGCAAGCGCUGGAAACUUAUCCGACCUGUCUUCGGCAAUCGGGCAUUUCUGUUGGAAUGAUUAUUGCAAAUAUAUUUGGUAUAUGUGGUCCAUACAUCAGCUACAUGGGCACCGCCUAUGACUCUCGUUAUCCAUUCAUAAUUAUGUGCGGAUUAUUUGUAAUAGCAACCAUAUGCAGUUCGUUUCUACCAGAAACACUAUAUCAAAAAUUGCCUGAUUCAAUUGAAGAGGCGAGAACGUUCGGUGCCAAUCAGAAAUUUUGGAGCAUACCUAGACGAGUGAAAAAUCGGUUUGAAACUGAUUUAAGAAAGGAUGAUGAGACUGAAGAACUUAACCAAACAAAAUUUGCACCCUAACUGAAAAUGCAAAUUUCUCAACGAAAGAAAAAUCGAGCUAAAAAUCAUUUUCUGAGAUAAAAUACAAUAACGUUUGCCUUUUAUAUUCAUUAUUUUUCUUGUGACUUAAAAAAAAGAAGUAGAAAAGUAAAUAAUUUAUAUGCGAAUGGACGUAACUGUAUAAUAAAUCAUCAAGUCAA